Molecule: messenger RNA, 631 nt
Organism: Sphaeramia orbicularis (orbiculate cardinalfish)
Lineage: Eukaryota; Metazoa; Chordata; Actinopteri; Kurtiformes; Apogonidae
Product: cell wall protein IFF6
Exons: 2
Coding region: 1-492 (163 amino acids)
Source: RefSeq, a predicted model, not a curated record
AUGUCUGAGUCAAAUUUGAGCCAAAUCGGUGUUCGUAUGUCCGAACUGAGGCCGUCCUGUGUGUCCUCAGGCUCUGGCUCUGGUUCUGGUCCUGGUUCUUCUUCUAACCCUAAACCCUCCUGUGUGUCCUCAGGCUCUGGUUCUGGUCCUGGUUCUGGUUCUAACCCUAAACCAUCCUGUGUGUCCUCAGGCUCUGGCUCUGGUUCUGGUUCUAGUUGUGGUUCUGGUUCUAACCCUAACCCGUCCUGUGUGUCCUCAGGCUCUGGCUCUGGUUGUGGUUCUGGUCCUGGUUCUGGUUCUAACCCUAAACCGUCCUGUGUGUCCUCAGGUUCUGGCUCUGGUUGUGGUUCUGGUUCUAACCCUAACCCGUCCUGUGUCCUCAGGCUCAGGGGGGAGUGGCUUAUCUGUCUGGAGAACCGAACCAAACACCUGAAGAACCUGAACCACGCCUACGUCAGGAAGGCCAAGACCGACUCCACCUCCCACACCUGAGGCUCCUCCCACCACCACCGACACCAUGGAGAUCAAGACUUUACUCCUCCCACCAAACAAAUAAAAACAUGUGGAGUAAAAAAAAUGUCCAGAAGAACCUGUAAUUUAAUAGAAGCAGAAAAAGCUGAAAUAAAUGAAU